AUGGACGAGGCCGCCAGCCGUCUGGAGCGGGAACACGUGCACGGCGUCUACGAGAAGAUCGCGCCCUACUUCAACGACGGCCGCUACAAAGCCUGGCCCAAGGUGCGGCAGUUCCUGCUGGAGCAGCCGCCCGGGAGCAUCGUGGCCGACGUCGGCUGCGGCAACGGCAAGUACCUCCACAUCAACGAGCGAGCGUUCAAGCUGGGCUGCGACGUCUGUCGCCCCCUGGUGGACUUUGCCGGAGGCCGAGGGCACGAGGUGCAGAUGUGCGACGGGCUCCGUUUGCCGUACCGGGACGGCUGCUUCGAUGCCGUGCUCUCCAUCGCAGUCAUCCACCACUUGUCCACCAAAGAACGUCGUAUCCGAGCAAUAAAGGAGAUGGCCCGCACGCUGCGAGCGGGGGGCCGCCUCAUGAUCUACGUGUGGGCCAUGGAACAGAAACGCCGCAAAUUCGAGAAGCAGGACAUCUUCGUCCCGUGGAACCUCGACGAGCACAGGAAGGUCCGUAGCGCGUCGGCGGCGGCCGACGGCGCCCGCCCGCCGCCGCCGCCGCGCGGUCACUGGUUCUUCUCGCGCUCCAUGGACUCCUUCUUCGACUUCGGGAGCUUGUCCGUCUCCCGCCCCUCGUCCCGGGAUCCCCUGGCCGUCGGCCGGGGCCUCGUCCGACGGUUCUCCGGCUUCUUCUCCCCGCCGUCCGAGGAGGACGUCUUCGGCUCCGAUCUGCGGCAGGGGCCCGAAAAUGAAAAAGGGGAGGGCGGCGCGGCGUUGGCGCGGCAGUGCGGAGCUUACGCCUUGCCCGACCUGGUCUCUCUCCCGGAGACGACGGCGGAGAGCCCCCCCCCGGCCGUCGAACGCCCUCCGGCCAACGGCGCCCGCCUGCGCUACUAUCACGUGUUCAGGGAGGGCGAGCUGGCCGAGCUCGUCGGUCACGUGGAAGAACUGGUCGUCCGCCGCGCCUACUUCGACCACUCCAACUGGUGCGUGGUCGCCGACAAGCCCACCAUCCAAAAACCGGAUCGGGACUCAAGAGGAGUCCGCGCCUUGCAGCGGCAGCAUGAUAACAGGGAAGUGGGACCCGACACCGUCAAGAACUGCCGAACUGUGUCGACGACGCUGCCGGUGGAGGAGGUGAUCCUGAUUCGGUCUCUCCUGGCUUUUACAAAUGCGCAUUCCCGCUCCCUCCUCACACACGGUCUGCCUGCGGGCCCCUCGGGGAAACGCCAUGCGGCACCGCGAGGAGGAUGGCCACGAGUCACGGAGCUCCCGCUAUAUUGGGCCCGAGCGAUCGGCGUCUACGGGCGACGUUUCCUUUUUCCGACUCGACAGACGCUAAUCGACAUCGAACGGCGCUCGACCGGGAUAGAGCCGUCAGAUUCCUCGGCGCGCGGUGACGCCAUCGCCGCGGAGCUCCGGACAGAUCCAGACUUGAACGGCACGGCCCCCCGAUGCCAGAUGUUCAAAUCUGCGGCGCUCCGACGCCGGCGAGCAUUGAAGUCAAAGCGAGCCGAGUCAUCGCACGCGAACAAAGAGCGCCUAGAACUCAUUGUUGUCCAUCUCUUUCAGACGUUCGCGCCGAUGAUCUGGGAUGACGCGCGACCGGCUGCUUUUUUGUCCUGA
This is a messenger RNA of Nerophis lumbriciformis (worm pipefish), 1617 nucleotides long. Lineage: Eukaryota; Metazoa; Chordata; Actinopteri; Syngnathiformes; Syngnathidae. The record is from RefSeq and is a predicted model, not a curated record.